This is a messenger RNA of Scedosporium apiospermum, 681 nucleotides long. RefSeq lists its product as uncharacterized. The transcript is spliced from 3 exons. The coding region runs from base 1 to 681 and encodes 226 amino acids. Lineage: Eukaryota; Fungi; Ascomycota; Sordariomycetes; Microascales; Microascaceae. The record is from RefSeq and is a predicted model, not a curated record.
AUGUUUGUCCUUGUUCCACUGUGCGACGUCCCGUCCCGGGAGAAGAGCGAUCGGCUUCUCGAAUUAAUUGCGCGAAUCGCACCUUUUACGGCCCGGAGUGAACCCGAAUGUCGCGCGUACGCCUGGUUUCGAAACGCCGAGGACACCGACGCGGUGCCUGGUCACUGGGUCCGCGGCAUAGAAGUCUAUGAAACCCAGGAGGCUAAUCGAGAGACGCACCGUGCCGGCGAGGCGUACCGGGAAUUCCGCGCUGCCGUUGCCGCAGAAGGCUUGCUUAAUGGAUAUCCCGAUAUGCGAUUCUGGCGUGCUACUGGGGUGGGGUUCCUGACGCGUGCCCCAAUCAACAUGAUGGCGGACCGUGAAGCGACGAAGAACCAGUACAUUAUAGUGCAGGAUUUGUCUCCCAAGCAAGGCGCAAAGAGCAAGGUGCUGGACACCCUUGGGUCCGUGGUCAACUCCGUUGAGAGCGUUUCCAGUGUUGGCAGCUUUUGGGUUCUCGAACGGGAAAACAAGGAGGAUGGUGAUGAUGUGAUAGUAUUUGCAAGAUUCGAUUGCAAGAACAGCUACGAAGCAUUUAUGGCUACGGAUGCCGGGCAGACUUGGAAAACUGUCGGUGAUCUCUGUCAGGCGGCACUGACGACGACGUGGACCGAGGCUGGCAUUGGAUUCUUAGGAAGGUAG